Messenger RNA from Notolabrus celidotus (New Zealand spotty), 1939 nucleotides. It is a transcript of the gene fam43a, whose product is annotated as family with sequence similarity 43 member A. The transcript has 2 exons. Bases 153 to 1193 code for a protein of 346 amino acids. The record is from RefSeq and is a predicted model, not a curated record. Lineage: Eukaryota; Metazoa; Chordata; Actinopteri; Labriformes; Labridae.
UGGUUUCUUCCUGGGUAUAAACUGUGAAGCUCGUGCAUUCACAGUAGUCUGUACACUGUCCUACUUGGAAGCAGGACAGAGGAAACCACAAUGGACCAGAGCACAUUAAAGGAUCAACAGAUGAAACUUUGUUGCUGUUGACUGGAUAUAAAAUGCUGCCGUGGAAGAAGAAUAAGUUCGACCUGAUUGAGGAAGACAAGCAGUCCAAGCAAAAGGGCUAUGCGGUGAGUCUCAACUAUUCUGCGCUCACCUCCUUCGCCAAGUCCUGCCCUGAGAGCGCACUCAACAGGGUGGGCAGCAUGUUCAAGUCAAAGAGGAAAAAGGUGAAGAUCACCAGCGAGGACCCCACAUACACUGUGCUCUACCUUGGAAAUGCCACCACCAUCCAGUCCAAAGGGGACGGCUGCACGGACGUGGCGGUGAGCAAGAUCUGGGGCAAAAGUGAAAUGGGCAAAAACGGCACCAAGAUGAGACUGACCAUCAGCUCACAAGGCAUCCGGAUGGUGCACGUGGACGAUAAAGCCAGGAGGCCUGGACACUUGUACUUGCUGCACCGGAUAACUUAUUGCGUAGCAGACCCGAGGCUACCCAAGAUAUUCGCCUGGAUUUACAGGCACGAGAUGAAGCACAAGGCCGUGAUGCUGCGCUGUCACGCAGUGCUGGUGUCCAAGCCGGAGAAGGCAAAGGCCAUGGCGCUUCUGUUGUACCAGACCUCAGCUACGGCUCUGGCAGAGUUCAAAAGACUAAAACGGAGAGACGAUGCUCGUCACCAGCAACAGCAACUCAUAGGGGAACAGACAAUCCCAUUGGUCCCCCUUAGGAAGCUGCUGAACGGACAGUGUUACUACAAACCCCCAGUGGAGCGCAGCCGGAGCGCGCCCAAGCUGGGCUCCAUCACAGAGGACUUGGUCGGGGAGGAGGAGGAGGAGAAAGCAAUGCACUUUGAGUGUGAGGACAUUCUGGACACGGCCGAUGAUUGUGUUACCAACGGUAAACAAGAGUUGUGUCAGAUUAUUAAUGAUUUGGGAGAGAUGAGCAUAGGAAACGAUGUGCAGACACUGAAAGCUGACCUCAGAGUCACCAGACUGCUUUCGGGAGAGAGCACGGGGAGUGAAUCCUCUAUAGAGAGCAACCCUGAUCCCCCUCCGCUCAUUAACGGGAUCCAGGAGAUAAAGGUGCAGGAAGUUGCCUAAAUUAUUUUAGGCUUUUCUGUUCACCUCUGAUACAUUGUUAUGUUAAGCAACAAUCUCCAACAGAAACAUUUCCCGUUUCAACUUUAUGUUGGAGAGUUAACCCAUAACCUGUGCCUCCAAGACUUAUUUAAAUAAACCAGAAACCAUGGAAGUAAAAUAAGGCUACUGAAUGAUAUUUGGAGAAUGUCUAAACAAAGAAAACUUGGAAUAGCAAGUGCAUGCACAUGAGAGGUUGAACCGACAAAAUCCCUGUGCGCCUUAGGACGCACGGAACUAAUUCCAUCUAUUUUACUUAAGAGGAUUUGUUGUGGCCUCGAGCUUGUUUACCUAAUGAUUUUUUUUGUCUUUCUUUAUCAUGAAAAUUGCAUUUUUCUGUUGAAAAGUGCCCCUAACAACUCGUAAACAUUCCGUUUAGACAGCACGUUAUUUCCCUGAACGGUUCAGUUGGUCUAAACAUGCAUCACUACUUUCCUGUCAGGGUUCUUUUGUUACAGCCUGUUCAUUUUAUUCUUAUUUUGCACUGCUGUAAAGUCAUUUAAGUAUUAUGUUGACUUUGUGUACAUAAUGUUUGUUGGUAUGUUGUCUGAAACAUAAAUGUCAUAUCUUUGCUGUGCAAAAGGAAACACACCUUAAUGUAUUAAAAUGUAAAGAAAGAUGUUUUAAAUAUAAAUAUGUUAUUUUUUGAAGAAAAAAAUGUGGUUUGUUAUGUGAACCUCAUAGAAUUAUCAAUAAAAAAAUGAAAAUCA